Molecule: messenger RNA, 3722 nt
Organism: Hemiscyllium ocellatum (epaulette shark)
Lineage: Eukaryota; Metazoa; Chordata; Chondrichthyes; Orectolobiformes; Hemiscylliidae
Gene: tcf25
Product: transcription factor 25 (basic helix-loop-helix)
Exons: 18
Coding region: 133-2181 (682 amino acids)
Cellular component (GO): RQC complex
Source: RefSeq, a predicted model, not a curated record
ACUGGCGGGCGGGGUUCCGGUAGGAGCGGCGCGUGCGCGUUGGGGUUUUGAGCCGGGUGCCGUCAGGGAGACGGAGAGCAGGCCUGAGGUCUGAGCCUGGGCCUGGAGUUGGACAGACAGAAGGAGGUCACUAUGUCGUCCAGGAGCCUGAGGAAGUUACGCGGGGAGCGGAUACAAGAGCCGCUGAAUCACUUCGUCGACCAGGAGGAGGAAGAGGAGAAGCCGCUGGAACCCGCUCCAACAGGGAAACGACGGAGGAACAGGAGAAAUAAAGCGGCAGCUGGAAGUCUGCCCCAGCUGAAAAGUGAAGCUGAUGGUGAGACUGAUGCAACUAAGGAGAAACAUCUUACGGAGGAGUCAGAUGGUAUAAACCUUAGGCUCAAGGACUCUUCAACUGUGGACAAUGACCACAUUGAAACAAUGCAGAAUAUAGAAAAUGAAGAACUUGAAAAAGAAAAUGAAGAAUUGGAAAAUGAGUCUGAUGUUUUGCAGACAAAUUCACAUAAUAAGCCCAAACGGAAGAAAAAGAAAAAGAAAAACCGCAACAGUACUCCUGAUGACACCCAGGAAGUUGUGACUGAUGACAUUGAUAAUAUUCUACAAGAGCUUGAGCGACCCAAUGGUUUUCAUUACCAAACACGUACUGCCAGUGCAGAAUCAAGACCACUGCUCUAUGUUGAACAUAGGAAUCUGAAUCCAGAGACUGAACUAAAGAGAUACUUUGGAGCUCGAGCAGUUCUUGGAGAUCAAAGAUCAAAGCAACGGCAUCGUUCACUACACAGGAGUACAUGGCUCACAACGCCAAAAGACACUUGGCCACGAUACACCAAAACAGGAAUUUCUAUGCAGCUGCUGGAGACAAAGAGUGGUGUUCAGUAUUUCAACUUUGAACACAACCGUGAUUAUCAACAGGUUCAGUUCAAGUUCUUGGAUGCUGUAGAUUCUAUGGACCCAAAUAACAUUCUGACACUGCUACGUGUGAACCCACAUCAUAUUGACUCUCUGUUGCAACUAAGUGACAUCUGUCGGAUGCAAGAAGAUCAGGAAAUGGCACGUGAUCUAAUUGAAAAAGCACUAUACUGUUUUGAAAGUGCAUUUCAUCCAGUGUUUAGCCUGACCAGUGGAAAUAGCCGAUUAGAUUAUCGGCGAGCUGAGAACAGGUCAUUCUUCCUUGCACUCUACAAGCAUAUGAUAUUCCUAGAGAAAAGAGGCUGUCCACGUACGGCACUUGAGUUUUGUAAGCUCAUCCGUAGCCUCGACCCUGAAAGAGAUCCACUAUGUGCUUUGUUGAUUAUUGAUUUUUUGGCAUUGCGAGCACGAGAAUAUGCUUUCUUGACACGACUUUAUGAGGAAUGGGAGUUCCAUUUGAAUCUGUCUCAGCUCCCUAAUUUCGCAUUCUCCGUUCCACUGGCUUAUUACCAUCUAAGUCAACGAGAAGAUCUAUCAGAUGCUGAGCGCUGUCAAAAGCAAGAGCGAGCUAAGCGUCUGAUACAAAAUGCUCUCAUUGUGUUUCCGAGUGUACUGAUGCCAUUACUGGAUCUUUGCAGUGUGCAAGCAGACCAGGCUGUGUUAUCACACAAGUAUUUUGGAUUUGAUGUACAGAUAAGACAGCCGAGUGCACUAAAGCAGUUAGUGACACUAUUUAUUGGAAGGAACUGGAUGUUGUGGAAGGAACCAAGAAUCAUGUCUUGGCUGGAAGAGAAUGUGAAGGAAGUGCUCAGCCGAGUAGAUGCAAAUGACCCACUUGUACAGGAGUCUGAAAACAAGAGAAGGAUUAGAUACCAGAAUGUUCCCAGGAACAUCCAUCGUCAUAUUAUACUGUCUGAGAUAAAGGAAGCUAUUGCAACUCUUCCACCUGAAGUAACUGCACAGCCAGUGAUGGGUUAUGAUCCACUUCCUCCACUAGACGGCAUUGUCACAUACACGAGACCUGAAAGGAUGAAUCGUGCAGCAGAUGGAAGCACAUUGUCACUCUUCUUUCGGUCUUUGUUGCCAAAUUUUAAUCUCCAGGAGGACAGGAGACAGAAUGUGGAAGGUGAGGGUGCAGAGGACCAACAUGAAUUGAAUCAAGGAGUGAACCGACUCAUGGCUGCAAUGAGGGAUAUGUUAGCAAAUAUCCAUUUCCAGGAACCACCACAGGAAGAGUAUCAAGAUGGUGAUGGUGAUGGAGAAUGGGAUUAAAAUUUCAUGUACUAAUCUUCAGCGAAAUGUAACUUGCAUCUGUAAGAAUAAUAACCACUUACAAAGCUGCACCAUAGUGAUAUAGAAACAUUUAUUAAAAGAUACAAUCAUAUUGUAUUAAAUUCCAUGGAUUCUUAUUGAGCAUAAGUGAAGAAAGCACUUUAAACAUCAGUAAUUUUCAAAUUACAAGCAACUCAAUGAAUAAUGAAUACUGUAAAUUUCAACUUCACGCUUGGCAAAAUUUUAUAUUUUUGGUCUAUAAAUCUAGUGAGCUUACAUGUUUUUAAACAGCCAAUAUAAAAAAGAAUCUGUAGGAUAUCAAAAAACUUGAAAGUAGAGGAGCAACUGUUGUUUUGUAUUUAUUGCAGUUUUAAUUUAAUUAUUUAAGUAAAAUGAAAUUGAUAUCUAGAAUUUACACAAGUGCUUUAUGAUGAAAUAAUGCUGUUACCAGAACAGCACAGGUGGCCAGUGCAUAACAGUGCCAACUAUGCAUAUUAAAUUCAUAUUUUUGAUUCACAGAAAAGGCUAAUUGUUUGAUCUGUUCAAUUAUAUUUGAAGAUGAUGGUUUCCUUUCUACAAAGUUUGACGAUAUAUUGGCACUUGGAAGGUGUGUGGAGCAAUCUAAGUUUAAUUAGAACUGGAGAAGUUGGCAGUCAGAAUUGGUGACAACGAUAAAGGAAUGAACCUGGAAGGUUGAAUCCAUUAAUCAAAGUGUAGGGAAGCAAUCCGUAUUUGAGGCUAUUCUGAAUAUGGUAAAACAACAGUAAACUCUUAUGAAUACUAAAGCAAAAUGCUGCAGAUGCUGGAACUCUGAAAAAACAAACUAAAAUAGUAGAAAAUAUUCAGCAUAUCGGGCAAUCUGUAGAAGGAGAAAUAGAGUUAAUAGACCAGUAUAAUCUAUCUUCAAGUGUAAUCAGAGAUCCUGUUACUGUAUAAAGAGUGCGCCAUACCACUGACAAGUACAUAAUUAAGAAAACUGUUAUUUCAAUUUAACAUCAAACUAGGAAUUUAGAGAAAAUGAGUGAGCAUACGUUGUAGUUCGUGGAAUGAGUUUGUGAAAACAACUUUGGAGACUUGAAGAUUGAAAUGCUUGUGUUAUCUUAAGGGAAGGUUAUUUGAGCUGAAAUAUUCAUGCUGUUUCUCUCUCUGUUGAUGCUGGCUGACCUGAACAUUUCCAGUGGUUUGUGUUUUGCAUGCUCUGAAUUCCUGACAGUGUUAAAUAUUGAUGAUUCUAUAUUCUUGUCGUGGUGAGCAGUUGCUUUUAUGUGAUGACUUAAGUUCUGGAUUAAAUUUGCUAGUAAUUCCAGGGAAGAAAAAAAAACUGUCAACUUAGAUAACUUAAACCAAACUGUCACCAGAAGAGUACAGAUCAGCCAUAGUCAUGAAAUGCAUCAUUAAUGUUUCAUCCUUUUGAUUUGGUUUCGCUUUAUUGUAGCAAAAUUCCAUACUUUUGUAAAUAGCAUUUAAGAUGCAAAAAUUCCAGUCCUUUUGGCUGUGAUGAGAUCUAAUUUGCGAACAUGAAAUUUGUUAUUUGAAUCCCA